UCGAGCUAUACGCACUCACCCCACGCUCACUGACGACAACAUGAACUUCAGGCUGGCGCUCGUGCUGCUGGUGGCUCUGGUCGGAGUCGCCGUCGGAACCGGAUCAUACGGACGCAGGACCGGCGGCGGAUACUACCGUGGAAACGUCGGUGGUGGCGGAUACUACCGUGGAAACAACCGCGGAUACUAUCCCGGGAACAGCGGAUACUCCCGUGGAAUCGGCGGCGGAUACCAGGGCGGCCGCCGCAUUGGAUACGGCCAUGGACAGAGGAGCUACGUCGGCUAGUCUCCCGACCGCUGCCGACCCGACCUACCGACCUAUCGAGCUCUGACCGCCCCGCUGGUAUCCGGCGGUGCGGCAGGGAAGGGGUGGCCGCCGUGCCCCUCGCCC
Amphibalanus amphitrite is the source of this 391-nucleotide messenger RNA. RefSeq names its product glycine-rich protein HC1-like. The record is from RefSeq and is a predicted model, not a curated record. Bases 41 to 286 code for a protein of 81 amino acids. Lineage: Eukaryota; Metazoa; Arthropoda; Thecostraca; Balanomorpha; Balanidae. The transcript is spliced from 2 exons.